AUGAGGAUUCAUUCCAAGCUAUUUUACGGACUUUCUAUAUGGUUCCCAGAAUAUAUUAAGAAACUAGAUCUAGAAGAGUAUCGAGGGAAUUCAAAGACAUAUGCCAACACGACCAUCGAAAGUCGAACCAUUAACUACACCUUAGACAACAUCCAUUUUCAGAACAUGUAUUUCCACAACGUCAAUUUUUCUAACAUAGUUAUAAACCAUUGCAUAUUUUCUAACUGUUCAUUUACAAACAGUAAUUUCACACGAAUCAGAUCGAGUAAAACGUUCUUUCAGAGCAGCGAUUUCGAUAAAGUCCUCUUUAACGAUACGGAUUUUUACAAUUACAAAUUUCAAAAUUGCUUCUUUCACGAUACAAAUAUAUCGAAUCUUAAGACGGGAUGCCGAAUCGAUUUCGAUAUUAAUUAUAAAUUAUCAGAGAUAUUUUUACAAAAUCUCAUAACACAACUGGCCAUCAUCCCUGGCAAUAUAUUAUCAGCUUAUGCUCUGGAUUGCUUAGGAAGAGUCAGGACCAUGGGAACUUCCCUAUUCUUAGCGGGAACCAGCGCUUUCUUCAUCUGGUUUUUGGACUCGAAGAGCGCAGUGGUCUCCUUCCAAGCUGUCUUCAAUUUCAUAUCCAUAUCGGGGUGGAAUGCGGUCGACGUCAUCACCACGGAAGUAUACCCGGCCACUUUGAGGAGUACAGGAUACGGUUUCUUGAGUGCCAUCAGUCGCUUGGCCGCCGUUUUGGGAAAUUUGACCUUUGGCAGCUUCAUCGGAACGAGUAAAGCAGUACCCAUCCUUACUUCCGCUGCAGUUAUAUUGCUAGGCAGCAUUUGUUCCGUUAAGUUGCCGGAAACUAAAGAUGCACUCAUGUAAUCUCCGCUGGACCAAGUCCCUAACAUAUCAAUGAAAACUUCUAUCACUUCGCUCUAUAACUUCUCGAGUCGUACUUAAAAAAAAUAAUAGUAAUAAAAUAUAUCAAUAUUUUCGAGCAUCGAAUAACCAAAAGAAUAAACCGGGUACCAAACUUGUCGUGUACUGAAAAUAAUGGAGGAUUUCUAAAGAGAAAUUAACAAUAGUUUUAAGGAAGUUCCUGGCAAAAAUUCCUUAUAAAAUGUAUUUGUUAUAUAGCCUGUGACAUUUUCUAACCCCCGCAAGAUCGAGAGAUAAUAUUUAGUAUACAAACCGAGCAGCAAUUAAUGUUACAGAACACUUUAAAGAAAAAAAUCCGCUACGUUGCAAGAAACUACAGAUUUUUUCAUGAAAUUUUUUGUAAAAAUUAAAAAAAAUAUACAGUUACAAAAAAAAUUAGAUAUUUGUUUCGUAUCGAGGUGCUAGUUUAUAAACAUAGCAAUACAAAAUAUCCGUGAGAGAUUGUGAUUUUUAUGAAAGAAUUUGUAGAGGGGAAAGAGAAAAAGAGAAAUCGAAUUCGUGAUUGCCUUAAUUACUCGAUUAUUACGUUAAAAAUUAAAUAAAUAAAUAAGUAAAAACACAAAAAAAUUCAAAGUAAAUAUCUCGAAAUAUUGAUGCUUAGCUACGCUUGUUGUUAAUGACGAUGAUGAAGCUUUUGUUUGUGAUUAUCACGCAUCAUGUUAUCGAUAUUUUGGGAAAAAAGUGUUUUAGUUACUAGUCAAUAGAAGAUAUUCGUGUUUCGAAUGCUCAUUUAUAUAUUUUAUUAUCCAAUUAUAUCGUUCGUAUCAUAUUUAUUUGUGCGAUAAUCCACAUAUACGUCGAGUUGUCCCUUUAUGAUUUUUGGAAGAUCUGCAUCAUCACUCCACGGAAAAAAGGUAAAUUAUCUCGUUGCAAAUAUCUUCGCUAUCUUAACUUAAAAAUUCGCUAAUAUUUAUCAAAACAAACGGAAUUGCAUACUAGAAAUUCUGAAAAAAAAAAAAGACAAUUUCGUUGGGUCAACAUGCGAAUUUCCUAGUUUCUGUUGGAAAUUACUCUGUAAAUUAGGAAAAAUAAAUUCGAAAAUCGAAAGUAUCGAUUUCUUUACAAAUAUAUAAAUAGCAGAGGUAAAUCCUCCUUAAAAAUUGAUUUAAAAUAUUGUUGUACAUAGAUAAAAACACAAACAGAUCUUCCAUAUUUUUGUUUUAUCCGUCGUAACCGUAUGAAAAUUAUAUUUUGUUUAAUUUCGUUUGAUAAACGUGAAGCACUUGGACAUGCGAUAUUGCUUUAAUAUAAAUUCCCUUAUCGGUCCAUCUAUAAAAGAAGAAAAAAAUUCUUGUAUAGAAAAUAUUUUGUGAUUAACAUUAUUGUAUAAUGUAGAAUGUGCCUUUUGAUAUGUCGAGUGUAUCGAGUUCUGUGUAUAUGUGUACAUUCAAUUAUCAGCAAAAAAAGAGAAAUUUUAUGCGAAAGACAGCACUAAUUAACGUGAGACAAGUCUCAAAUGUAUAGCGUUAAAAGCACAAUAAAUAAUUUAAAUUAAU
Centruroides sculpturatus (bark scorpion) is the source of this 2417-nucleotide messenger RNA. Its product is annotated as synaptic vesicle glycoprotein 2C-like. Lineage: Eukaryota; Metazoa; Arthropoda; Arachnida; Scorpiones; Buthidae. The transcript has 4 exons. Gene Ontology annotation, biological process: transmembrane transport. Gene Ontology annotation, molecular function: transmembrane transporter activity. The record is from RefSeq and is a predicted model, not a curated record. The coding region runs from base 1 to 864 and encodes 287 amino acids.